This is a messenger RNA of Talpa occidentalis (Iberian mole), 909 nucleotides long. It is a transcript of the gene GLTPD2, whose product is annotated as glycolipid transfer protein domain containing 2. Gene Ontology annotation, biological process: ceramide transport; intermembrane lipid transfer. The coding region runs from base 37 to 909 and encodes 290 amino acids. Gene Ontology annotation, cellular component: membrane; cytosol; cytoplasm. NCBI's taxonomy places the organism in Eukaryota, Metazoa, Chordata, Mammalia, Eulipotyphla, Talpidae. Gene Ontology annotation, molecular function: ceramide 1-phosphate transfer activity; ceramide 1-phosphate binding. The record is from RefSeq and is a predicted model, not a curated record. The transcript has 4 exons.
AGGGGCUGGUGAGGGGGCGGUGGUCCCUGCAGCAGCAUGGGGGUCCCGCACCCUCCCUCCGUCCUGCGGCGCUGGUUCUGCCGUGCAAUUCCUCUCGCUAUCUUCGCGCUGCUGCUUCUUUAUCUCAGUGCUGGGAGUCUCCGUCCCUCCAGUUGCAGAACCGGGGAGCAGUACUGCCUCCCCGAGGAACUGCCAUCUUUCCAGGUUCAGCAACAGUCGGGUCCCCAGGAUGCCCCGGGGCGGGAAAAGCCUCAGUGUCUGGGCCCCCAGGGAAUGCUGGGGCGCAUGAUGAGGCCAUUCCGUGCCAGUCUGAACCCUGAAGGGGAUGUGGAGCUGUCGCAGUACUUGGCAGGAUGGAGAGAGCUAAUCAAAUUCCUAAAUCCUCUCGGCUCCAUCUUCACCUUCGCCACCAGCGAGGCCUUCUCCAAAGUGUCAGCCCUUGAGGCUCGGGUACACGGCCCGGACGCCUCCCACUACACAUCGCUGGCGGCCAUGGCGGAGUGGGAGCGGCGGGUGGGACUGCUGGAGCUGCCCGGGGUCGCCUCUCCACACCCGCCCAGGCCCUCGGGCUCACAAACGUUGCUCUUGCUGCACCGUGCUCUACGCUGGUCCCAGCUCUGCCUCCAGCGGGUGGCGACCGGGGCGCGCCGAGGCCCGGAAGCCGGCGUCCAGUGCAGCGACGCCUACGGCACGGCCCUGGCUCCGCACCACCCCUGGCUCGUGCGCCAGGCGGCGCGCGUGGCGUUCCUCGCCUUCCCGGGUCGCGCCCGCCUGCUCGAGCUGGCGUGUCCGGGAACCCGGGAGGCGGAGGCGCGGGCCGCGCUGGCGCGGGGUGCCGGCACCCUGGAAGAAGUGUACAACCGCACCCAGGGCUUGUUGGCUGCUCGCGGCCUGCUCCACCUGGCCUGA